CCACUAUUGAAUAGAAUUUCAUAAGCCCUUACAAUGUUCCGCAAUUUAGCAAGCUUCUGAACUCCGAGAUGAAAGAAUCCACACUGAUCCUCCUUCAAUGCUUCGCGUGACAGUCCAUGAAGAUGUCAACCCUAAGCCCUGUACGGCAGGGCGUCAAUGUUAGUGCCCUUCUCCCCGCAUGUGUGUAACGUAAUGGAAGCUGCUUGAUCUCCAUCACCCAACGCGUUCUUUUCCCUUCCCAGGCUUCAACCUCUUCAGCACAUUACAAAUCAUCGUUCGCCUAUUCAUCACUGUCGUCACCUCGCCUCCACCCAACGUCUUCCAAAGUGUCGAAAAGAAAGGCUUCGAACGAUACUCUCGUUCGCCCGGAGAAGCUCGCAACUAUGGAUACCACAAAGAUGCAGAUCGAUUCGCCGGCCGAAGCUCCGAGCUCUACCAUCGAUGAGGGACUCUACAGUCGUCAGCUAUACGUGCUUGGCCAUGAGGCGAUGAAACGCAUGAGUCAGUCGGAUAUUCUGAUCGUUGGACUCAAGGGACUCGGUGUCGAGAUCGCAAAAAACAUCUGUCUUGCCGGUGUCAAAUCCAUCUCCCUUUACGAUCCGGGCGCCGUCGACAUCGCCGACUUGUCGGCACAGUUCUUCCUUCGCGAGGCCGAUGUGGGGAAGCGACGAGACGAGGUUUCCGCCCCCCGGUUGGCCGAGCUCAACAACUACACCCCAGUAGAAGUCGCCCCGUCAGAUGUCCUUGGCCAAGAUCUGUCGCAGCUGUCGCAAUACAAGGCAGUUGUCUUGACCGACUAUCCUUUGUCCGAGCAGCUCCGGAUCAACGAAUUUUGUCACCAAAACAAGAUCGCCUUUGUAUCCACAACCACCCAUGGUCUCUUCGGAAACAUUUUCUGCGAUUUCGGUGCCGAGUUUGCGGUCGUUGAUCCGACUGGUGAGACCCCGGUGAGCGGAAUCUUGGCGGGGAUCGACGAGACAGGAUUGGUCACUGCUCUGGAUGAGAGUCGACACGGAUUGGAGGACGACGAUUAUGUCACCUUCAGUGAGGUUCAAGGGAUGGACAACAUCAACGGUGCAGAGUUUAAGGUGGAAGUCAAGGGACCGUACACCUUUUCCAUCGGCGAUGUCUCGAGCUACGGAAUGUACGUGCGCGGAGGCCAGUUCACGCAGGUCAAGAAGCCUAAGAUCAUCAACUUUAAGUCUCUGGCGGAACAGCUCGCCGCACCAGAGUUCGUCUACUCCGAUUACGCCAAGUUCGACAGGCCGAUGCAGCUUCACGUUGGUUUCCAGGCGGUUCAGCAGUUCCAGGAGGCACGUGGAUCGCUGCCUCGUCCCAUGAACAAGGAGGAUGCCGCUGAAGUGUUCGGCCUUGCCACCAAGAUCGCGGAGACCUACGGGGAUGCAAAGCCGGAGUUGGACCAGAAGCUUAUCGACGAGCUUUCUUUCCAGGCUAUGGGUUACCUGUCUCCGAUGUGUGCGUUGUUCGGCGGAAUGGCAGCCCAGGAGGUGCUGAAGAGCGUGUCCUGCAAGUUUGGACCAAUUGUCCAGUACAUGUACUUCGAUUCUUUGGAGAGUUUGCCGACUUCUGUCACUCGGUCCGAGGAGACUUGCAAGCCGUUGGGUACUCGUUACGAUGGCCAGAUUGCUGUGUUUGGAAAGGAGUUCCAGGACAAAAUCGCCAACAUGAAGCAAUUCUUGGUUGGAGCUGGUGCUAUCGGUUGCGAGAUGCUCAAGAACUGGGCACUGAUCGGUCUGGGCACUGGUCCCAAGGGCAAGAUCUCGGUCACCGACAUGGACACCAUCGAGAAGAGCAACUUGAACCGACAGUUCCUUUUCAGGCCGGCUGAUGUUGGAAAGCUGAAGAGCGAGUGCGCCGCGACCGCCGUGCAGGCGAUGAAUCCGGAUCUGCAGGGCAGGAUUGAGACCAUGAGGGAUCGUGUGGGUCAGGACACGGAGAAUGUCUUCAACGAGGACUUCUGGCAAGAGCUCGACGGAGUUACAAAUGCGUUGGACAAUGUUGAAGCGCGAACCUACGUCGAUCGCCGCUGCGUUUUCUUCAUGAAGCCACUUCUCGAGAGCGGUACCCUCGGGACCAAGGGAAACACGCAAGUGGUGCUGCCUAGGAUAACCGAGAGUUACUCGAGCUCCCAGGAUCCUCCGGAGCAGUCCUUCCCUAUGUGCACUCUGAGAAGUUUCCCAAACAGGAUCGAGCACACCAUCGCUUGGGCUCGUGACGUGUUUGAGAACUACUUCGUCCAGUCGGCAGAGAAUGUGAACCUGUACCUCUCGCAGCCUAACUUCCUCGAGUCCACCCUCAAGCAGUCCGGCGACCAGAAGCGAAUCUUGCAGACCAUCAAGGACUACCUCGUCUCUUAUAAACCCAUCACAUUCGAGGAGUGCAUUGUUUGGGCUCGCAAAGAAUUCGAGGAACAGUACAAUAACAACAUCCAGCAGCUUCUGUUCACUUUCCCGAAAGAUUCCGUGACUUCGUCGGGAACCCCGUUCUGGAGCGGACCCAAGAGGGCACCUAACCCCUUGACGUUUGACGUUUCCAACCCGGAGCACAUGCUUUUCGUUAAGGCUGCGGCUAAUUUGCACGCUUUCAAUUAUGGUAUUAAGGGCACCAACAUUGACGAUUCCACUUACCGAAAGGUUCUCGACAACAUGAUCAUUCCUGAGUUCACGCCGAGCUCCAGCGUGAGGAUCCAGGCGAAUGACAGCGAGCCGGAUCCAAAUGCCAACCAAGGGUCCAGCUUCGACGACCAGACCGAGCUGAACAACCUCGUUGACAGCUUGCCCCCACCAAACACCCUAGCCGGCUAUAGACUCACCAAGGUAGAGUUCGAGAAGGACGACGAUACCAACCACCACAUGGACUUCAUCACUGCCGCGUCCAACUUGAGGGCCCUUAACUACAACAUCCCUAUUGCCGAUAAGCACAAGACCAAGGGAAUUGCUGGCAAGAUCAUUCCCGCCAUUGCCACGACCACUUCGUUGGUCACUGGUCUCGUCUGUCUCGAGCUCUACAAGCUCAUCGACGGCAAGAACAAGCUUGAUGACUACAAGAACGGUUUCAUCAAUCUUGCUCUGCCGUUCCUGGCUUUUAGUGAACCCAUUGCCAGUCCCAAGGGCAAGUACGUCGGAAAGAACGGAGAUGUCGAACUGGACAAGCUGUGGGACAGAUUCCAGUACGACCAGGACAUCACUCUCCGGGAGUUCUUGAACGACAUGGAGUCAAAGGGUCUGGAGGUGACCAUGUUGAGCUCUGGCGUUAGCUUGCUCUACGCGAGCUUCUUCCCCAAAAAGAAGAGGGAAGAGCGCUACGGAUUGAAGAUGAGCAAGCUCGUCGAGUUUGUCUCGAAGGUUCCGGUGCCGGAGCACACCAAGAACCUGAUCUUUGAGGUGUGUGUGGACGACCAGUCGGGUGAAGACGUGGAGGUUCCUUUUGUCUGCAUCAAGUUGAGGUAGAGUUAGGGGUGUUUUGCAGAAUGCGUUGGAACGUGAAUUCAUGCUUGUUUGUAAUUCUUAUGAGCUGUUGUUCUGGGUGGGACUCCCUACGUUAGAGAAGAUUUCUCCCCCCAAUAAGAACAAAGCCGAG
Molecule: messenger RNA, 3600 nt
Organism: Tricharina praecox
Lineage: Eukaryota; Fungi; Ascomycota; Pezizomycetes; Pezizales; Pyronemataceae
Exons: 8
Coding region: 384-3470 (1028 amino acids)
Biological process (GO): protein sumoylation
Cellular component (GO): SUMO activating enzyme complex; cytoplasm
Molecular function (GO): SUMO activating enzyme activity
Source: RefSeq, a predicted model, not a curated record